This is a messenger RNA of Haemonchus placei, 1239 nucleotides long. NCBI's taxonomy places the organism in Eukaryota, Metazoa, Nematoda, Chromadorea, Rhabditida, Trichostrongylidae. The record is from the annotation of a GenBank genome assembly.
AUGAGCUUUUUACAUUUGCUCCAUCUGGAUGCGGCUUAUCCGAACAAAACCGUUCCACCCGUGUUCAGCGACUGUGUGGACGAGUUUAUUGUUGGGAAGGAUGAGAAGUACGCGUCCUGCAAUAUUACCAGCGGCGAUACGCCUUGUUACCUCCUUCAGGAAUUGCACAAGGCGAAAGAGUUACGAAAUUAUGGUUUUGCCGUCAUCCCAAUUGUUCUCUCCCUCCUGGCAAUGGUCUUGAACGUCACAUACUUGAUCAUCCAGUUAAAGAUAUAUCGGAAAGAAGAGGAGAGUGCUCGAAAAAGAUAUCUGUUUCUGAUCAGCCGAUCGUUGAGCACGAUAAUGGCUCUUGUGCUCCUGUACGUGGUGAUUAUCUGUUGGAAAUUGGGUGAAUUCGUGUAUUCCAGUGCAAUGAUCUUCUUAUUACUCGGUGGUCUCAACUUUCUGUCUAUCACGGGAACCUAUAUUGCUCUAACAGUUUUGCUUUACACGGCUAUUGUUCAUCCAUUUUUCUACCAAUCACGGAUAUUUGUCAAACAUUGCUAUGUUAUUAUUGCUUUGAUAUGGGUCUGUUCAACAAUGGCAUCGCUAUGCGUCGGUUUGUGGGGUGCGACACUGUUCUAUCCAGAAAGCGCUCCAGUUCAUUGCAGCUAUCGUGGAUGUCAGAAACCGUUGGCGAUAAUUAUAGUAAUCGGUCUGUCCAUUUCGUAUGCAACUGUUCUUGGACUAUACGCUAUGCUCCUUAUACGCCUUCACAUACGUCUUCAUAGGUGUAAAGUAGUAAUUAAUGGAAGUAACAAGGUCCUCCGGAAUCUUGCAAACUACUUUAAAUAUCAGGCGUUUCAGUCGCGACCAUCGGUGGAACGUCAGAUGACACACAUCAGAGCGAUGAAUCGGUUAGGAAUGAACAUGGCCACAUUUGCCGUCGGAUCAAUACCUAUACUUAUUGUGAGCAUUGUGGCGAUGGUGAAUUUACGAAGCCUCAGCACAUUAGGGGAAGGCGAAAAAUCACCAUGUAAAACGUAUCGAAAUGCUCAUCUCUUCGUUGAAGUAGAAGUUUUAGCAAGUACAGCAGCAAUAGUCUGGUUAGUGGCAAUGAUCCUCGAUCCGAUCAUCAACACAGUAGCUGAUCGGAAAAUCUUGGCCAUGCUCCGAACAUGGGUGGGCUUUUGUAUCGGAUUAUUUAUUCAUUUAAUACACACGAUAGUGUGCCAUACAAUACAAAAGCAAAAACUGUAA